Molecule: messenger RNA, 9329 nt
Organism: Epinephelus lanceolatus (giant grouper)
Lineage: Eukaryota; Metazoa; Chordata; Actinopteri; Perciformes; Serranidae
Gene: mgab
Product: MAX dimerization protein MGA b
Biological process (GO): regulation of transcription by RNA polymerase II; positive regulation of DNA-templated transcription; cell fate specification
Cellular component (GO): chromatin; nucleus
Molecular function (GO): RNA polymerase II cis-regulatory region sequence-specific DNA binding; protein dimerization activity; DNA-binding transcription factor activity, RNA polymerase II-specific
Source: RefSeq, a predicted model, not a curated record
GAACAAGCGUUAAAAAAGAGAGAGAGGAGGGAUGGUGGUGGUGUUGGUGGUGGAGGACUCCCGCUUCUCUCGCGCUGGCGGCCCGGGAAUCACGCGCCAUUGAAGGGGGGUGAUGUUGUGCAUGCGCUUUGGCUUCCCUGUCGUGCACGCUCGGGUCGGUCGAUGCGAGCACACUGGCGUGGCUCUCGGCCUCCAUUUGCCAGUGUGUGUUUAUGUUCGAGGGAUUCACCGAGGCCGCUUCUUUUAACGGCGACGACGACGCGCAACAGUUGGAGUUUCCGCCGUGAACGCGGUCACCGUGGGGCCACGAGGGAUUUAACCGACGUCGAGAAGGCGUGUCUGUGUCUGCACAGCCACAAAAAAGGAGGGGAGUCUGCUGUGGGGGACUGCUACGAUUGGGGAAACUAUGAUGAUUGGUCAACAUCGCAAGGUUGCACAGAAUUCAUGGGGGCUGCUUUAAUUUGCAGGGAUUGUUGGCAGUUACAACAUCCAGGAGGGGCUGACUUAUGUUUAGGUAUCAAAUGAAGCGUGACAGCCACAGCAACUGGUGAUGCCUACGACAGACUCCAAUCUCACAUCAAUGGAGGACCCCCAUGCACUGGAGGCUGAGGAGGGGAGCUCGACUAAUGUCCCCUCCUCAGUUCCUCCCACUACUGUCCCCUCUUCUCCUCCUGAACCAACCACUACGAGACCUAACAUCCCUAGCGAGACGGAGAUUGAGAACAAAGCCGUCUCCAUGGCAAGUAAUGACUGUAGCUCAGCUCUCUCCUCACCUGCUGAAGCCAGCCCAGCCAAGCCUGCUGCAGCGUCACCUGUGGCCUUUGAAGGGAGUGUUGAAACAAGCCCAGCUACCUCACACAUCACAUCAGCAUCAGACUCUCUAACAUGUACAGGGACAAGCCUUGUCAACAUACCAGAAUCACUACCGUUUUUAUCUGGGUUGCCAUCUAAAACGUUUGGCGGUCCAAACCCGGAAAACGCUUUUCCUGCUGUGUUGACCUUCAAAGGUGUGAGUGUCACUCUGGAGAAUAACAGUGUGUGGAAGCAGUUCAACAGCUGUGGAACUGAGAUGAUUCUCACUAAACAGGGCCGCCGCAUGUUCCCGUACUGCAGGUAUCGCCUGGCUGGCCUAGAUCCUGAGCGGCAGUACAGUCUGGUCCUUUCCAUUGUUCCGUCAGACCAGUACAGGUACCGCUGGAGCACGACUAAAUGGGAGGUCAGUGGACGAGCAGAGCACCAGGCCCAGGGACUGAUCCGGGCAUUCUCACACCAUUACUCCCCCUGCCAAGGCUCAGACUGGAUGGGUAGCUUGGUGUCCUUUUACAAGCUCAAACUGACCAAUAAUGUCCAAGACCAGGAUGGUCAUAUAACCCUGAACUCCAUGCAUCGCUACAUUCCUAGACUACAUGUGAUACCUGUCCCAGAUGGGGUCGCACCCACACCUGACCAGCCUGUGGUGGUGGGACCAGAGUGCAUGACCUUCACUUUUCCACAAACUGAAUUCAUGGCUGUGACGACUUACCAGAACUUUCGGAUCACGCAGCUGAAAAUUAAUCACAAUCCGUUUGCAAAAGGCUUCAGGGAGGACGGGAACAACCCCCGUCUGAAGCGGGUCACUACAGACGGGCAAGUUCUGGUGAAGACAGACGCUCAGCCGUCUAUUUUAAAACUCGCAGAGCUCAGUGAAAACAAGACAGAGGAAGCGUAUAAUCUGAGUGUGAAGAAUGACACCGUCCCUGCUUCUCCCUCAAACGAGCAAGAGACCAGACUGGUCCUGAAGCCCAUAAUGUCCUCCUCCUCCAACAACAGUGAUCCAUAUGUCCCCUGUAUAAGAGGCAAACAUGCCCUCGGUGAGCUUGUGCUUGUUCAAAAACGUCCACUCGUGGAGCCAAAGGAAGAAGCUGAUGCCGUCAGUAAAACCCCAAAGCUGGAGCAAGGCAUUGAAACAACGCCUGAAGCAACAUCCAUGACUCCCACUUCCUCCACGUCUACCCCGGCAUCAUCACCCGGGUACCACAAGAGGAGGAAGAGGAUUAACAGACGUUGGGGGCAUUCUCGGGGAAGAGAGUGGAAAGCUGCGGCUGCCUCCCCCACGGUAGCCCACAGCCCAUCAUCAACUGUCGCUAUGCAACCAGAGCUGGAUGAUGUAGAGGGCCUGCUGUUUGUGUCAUUUACCUCAAAGGAAGCUCUUGAGGUUCACGCUGGGGAGCAGCCAGUCAGUAGCACACCAUCAGCAUCUCCAGUUUCCUUAACGACACCGGUGCAGUUGAAGGAAAAAGUGGAGGUGAUUCCAGAGACAGAUGAGGAGAAGAUAGCCUGCCUGGAGGCCGUCCUGCUGCAGGACCUCAGGGCUCUCAAACACAGACAGGUCAUCCAUCCUGUGCUGCAGGAGGUGGGCUUGAAGUUGAGCUCCCUCGACCUGACACAGUCCAUCGACCUGCAGUAUCUUGGUGUUUGUCUGCCGUUACCUCCUCCAAACAUACCAGAACAAGGCAAUACCACAGCUCAGUCUCCUGGUGAUGAGGGAUUAUCCUUCAUCUCCCGCACAGGAAAGACGAGUGACAUGACAAAAAUAAAGGGAUGGAGAAACAAGUUCAUAAGAAGCAAAGAACCGUCUCUUCCUAACUGCGAUGGAGCACAAAAGAAUCUGUCUGCCUUCUGCAGCAACAUGUUGGAUGAGUACUUGGAAAGCGAAGCUCAGAACAUUAGUGAGCGCGCUGCUGCCUUCUCCACUCACUCAGAGGACUCAGUGGCCUAUCAGCUGCCGGCUAAGAGCUCCAGCUAUGUUAAGACCCUGGACAGCGCACUGAAGCAUCGAGAAGCUGCUUCCAGACUCCCCGUGGAGGCCAACAAACCCUGCCCCCUUUCCUAUAAACCUCUCCUCUACUCUGCUCUGAUGUCACCGACUCCUCCUCUGGCCCGCCCUGUUCAAGACAGAGCUCCGUCUACACAGCAGUCUGCAUCAUCAGAUGUGCAGCCAGGAGCACAGAGAUUAUAUACAAACGAUCCAGCGGCCAGCCAGAGACCAGCGGUGAGCUGUGGGCAGAACCAAGUGAUGACACACAGACCUAUGGGCUUCACUAAGUUCCAGUUCAAACUGUACCAGAUGGAGAUUGGAGCUCUGAACGAGGGCCUGAGCAAAACACAGCUGACUGAGGACAGGCUGAAAGUGGCUCUGUCUGUAAUGCUGACAAAACAGAUGCCGCCCAAUCAGGCGUUGAAAUUAGCCCAGUAUCCAAGGCAUAAAUCCACAGUACCCGAAUGUGGUCAGGAGUUCUGCACCCUGGGCUGCGUGUGUUCCAGUCUGCAGCAUCCGAACAGAGGUCCUCUCCACUGCCGGCGGCCUGAAUGCAUGUUUGGCUGUGCCUGCUUCAAACGCAAGAUCACCAAGCAGCUGAGCGCGGGGGAGAGUGAAGAAGAGAUCCAACCUGUUUACUCUGUGACUAAUAUGGAGCAUGUGGUCCAGCCUGGCCCGGGCUCCCACGCUAAUAAACUGUGGAACCACGACAUUGAUAAUGAAGAUCCAGAGCCACUCUUCGCCCCCGAACAUGCUCCACUGUGGUUGCCAAUGUCAAAGUCCCUAAAACGCGGCUGCAUACCUCGUCCAACACAGCCGAUUCGAGAAGAGGACAAGGAUCCAGUGUAUAAAUACCUGGAGAGCUUGAUGACUUGUGCACGAGUAAGAGAGUUCAACAGCAAGCCUCCAGAUGAAGUCACCAUUGAGCCCAAGGUCCUUGACGCUCCUGCGACGACAACGACGACGACGACGACGACAACCGCCACUGAUAGCCAGCCGAAAAUGUACUACAGAAGUCUACUGACUGGUAAAAAAGCAGCAGAAAGAGCUGCUCAGACGACGACAUCCAGUGAAAAGGAAGCAAAGAAGCAAAUCGAGAUACAGUCAGCGUGCCAGUGGAAGGUGGACCGCAAAAAAAUCCUGGAAACUUUAUGUCGACGACUGAAACACAACAGGCUGUGUCGGCGCUUCUACAUAGGACCUUACCGCAUCCGCCCCAUCGCCAAGAUCUUCAUGCAGAAGCCCAGCGGCUCCAUCGUCACCUUCAGGGUACAAAUCAGUAAACCAGCAAAGGCCAGUGAUGUUGAUGAAGAUGACUUUGACGACAGCGAUGAGGAACAGCAUGCUGGUAAAAACCGUGAUGGGGACAUCGAUGCAGAAGAGGACGAUUGCGAAAAUGAAGAGUCAGAUAUGCAGUUUGGAGUCACACCCUUUUUGAGUGGAGUGUUACCUGCCGGCAGACUGACAGCCAGGACCAAACCUGCUGGCUGCCAGGCGUACGGACUCAUACAGGUAAAUGGCAAAUCCUACAACCAGGCCCGGCUGAUGCUGGGUAGCAUGGGGUCUCUACAUCCAGCCAACCGCCUUGCAGCAUUUGUCACAGGCCGACUGCUUCCUCCCAGUGGCAUUUCUCUUAAAAACUCUCGGACAUCAGAUGCUACAAACCAAAUCCCCACUGUUAGUGCUCUGCGCGUAAAGGCUGCUGGCACAGUCGUCCCUCCAGUUAUUGCUGCACAGAAAGUCACUGAUCUGAAGACACCAGCACAACCACCAGCUCAGCUACUCCCGCCAGACAUCAAGCGAAAGAGCUCCAUCAACUUGGCGCAGCUGUUACAAAAGUCCAUCAACCGUUUUGUUCCAGACCAGCGCAGUUCGGUCAACCCCUUGCAGAACAGCUCCACGCCCUCACCUGUCUCUCUCACCGUCUCACCAUCACUGAAAAGCCCCAGCUUCUUAGAACAGAGUGGGACUUAUUCAUUCAGGAUCUGCCCUCCAGCUAACCAGGGCACCAGAGGCCAGAACCUGCCAGGGGUGAUCCUGCCUGGGGGCUUUACACUUAUUCAACUCCCCAAGCCUGGAGCUGAUGGAGUUGCAUCAGAAUCUGGGAAUGCUACAGAUAUGGCUGCUGUGGACAAAGCCACACCACAAAAAGAUGCUUUUUUAAAUUUUGGCCACUUAGCAGCUCAUCCUGAUGCAAAGCGCCCUGGUUCGGACAACCUUACUGGAGCUAAGAAGCUAUCAGUGGAGCCUGGACCCUCCUCUGAGCUGACAUGUGAUGAGAAGAUGCCUUCAGAUGAUAGUCAUUACACCACCAGCAAGAAGGUGGAGUCAAACCUAGACAACGCUUCAGAGGACUUGAACUUGAGCUCCGACUUCUCAGACUACUGUGGAGAGGGUGACGAAGACGACGAGGAAGUGGACAUUGAGACCGUGGAAGAAUGGAGACAAGGACAGGCCAUCGCUCAGAUGAGAGAAGCUGUCAGGAUGACACUAAAAGAUUCACGUGAUUCCAGUGAUGGGUUUGGAUCAGCGAGGGAACUCGACGGCCAGGAUCAAAUGGACGAUGAACUCGAUGAGCAUAAGGAUAAUAAGAGGCGGAAGAACCACACGGCACUGGAGAGGCAAAGACGCACUGAGCAGCGGGUCCUCUUUGACAAACUCCAGACUAUCCUUCAGAGUGACCCCAGGGCCCCUAGGCUCCGCCUCCUCUCACAGGCUGUGAGAGAAAUCCAAAAUCUGGUUGAGACCUCCAGACAUCUGGAGGAGAGGAAGAAGAGGCUGACUCAGAUGCAGUCUCUCUAUGUGAUGCAGCUCUCCCGUCUGUCUGGGAAGUCGGAAUUGGUGAUCAGACACAAACUGAACGAGAUCUGCGACAGGCAGAAGAUGAGAGAGAAGACCAUGAAAUGGCAGCCUUUCUUCUCAAACCUACUCCAGUCCAGAGCAGCUUUUCUGCAAGCCACUAUGCCCCAGUCCAAGCUCCAGUCCACGCAACUAUCACAGUCUGACUUCAACUUGGCUUCAUCCCAGGCUAACGCAGUCACACAAGCAGUCCAAAAGAAGAUUAUGUCCCUGCUUCAAACCAACCUACAGAGGACUCCAGCCCCAUCCAGUGUACGCACACCUAUACCUCCAACAUUUUCCUCUCCAGCCCAGGUUGAGGUCACUGCACCUCCACUACAAGGCGGUCAACCUCCGACAAAUGUAUCUCCUGUUGAGGGCCAACAGGCGAUACCUGCUGCUCCAGCCCAGAGCUCAAUCGCAGCUCCUGUCCGCCCUCCACAGCCCUUUGCUCUUCCUCUGAUUCGCUCCAAGACCGGCAGAAUUAUACUUCCAUCAUCUCUGAAACCAAUUGGUAACGGCCUCUAUACACUCACUGUUAUGGAACCCAAGCGGAAAGGAGGGGAGGGUAAGGUUAUUGCUUCACCUGUUACACAGCCCUCUGAGGUGGACAAGCUCAAGAACUCCUCUGACCAACCUUUGGAUUCAGAAAGCUGUCGUUCUUCUAAGGAGGAUGAAACGGUACAGUCCUCAAACUCUAAACCAAAGCGUUCAAGUGCUAGCCCCCUGGUUAAUCUCGCCCUUCUUAACAAAUCAAUCUUUGUGCCUUCGGUGUCUCCGCAAGCUGCGGAGAGCAGCAACGAGGGGGGCGCACCGGUGGGUGUGAACAAAACACCAGCAGCUCUCUGCUUGAGUUUCAAGGAGGUGAAACAGGUUCCUACUCCUGCUCAGCCUGAACCCAGCCCUCCUGUAGUCCGCCGUCCCAGAGGUAGGCCUCGAAAGCACCCCGUUAACCCUGUUGAUGAGAAUGAAACAAAUAAUAUGGGAGAAGACGCCAGUAAAAGUGUCAGUGAAAGUGAAACAUCUGUUCUGAUUGAAGAGAAGCAAGAAAUUACUUCAGAGUUACCCAAAACGUCAAAGGAGGGCUCCCCAGCAAUGGUUAGUGAUACUCCUGUGCCAGUCAAACGAGGCAGAGGAAGGCCUCCGAAGAAGAAGUCUGAACUGCUAUGGAGUCCUCCAGGUGUGCGAGCAGGAAGUCCAUCUAAAUCCAGCGAGGACAGCCCUGUCAGAUUUUCUAUCAGUUUUAAAAGCCCUGAUACUGGACCCAGACAGGGGCCUCUGGGAGAUAUCAACACAUCACGGCCAUUAACACGAGGGGCUUUAGGAAAGGACUUCCCGAGUGCCAAGAAACGCUCCUGGAUAGACGUAGAAAAAGAACUGGAACUGGAACCAGACGUUGAGUCUGAAUAGUCAUAUCUUCCCGUAGCUGCAAAAACCAAUGCACACAGUCAUUUGACCUCAGUAAAGCGUGAUUUAUGGUUGGGUGCUCGACACUUUUGAAGUGUCCCUCGAAAGAAAUUAAAGAGCAGUAUAUGUGUUUUUAACUUAUAUACCAUAUAGCUAUUGAUUGAUCAGCUCCCAUUCUGUCUGUGAGCGGCAGAUUCCCCAUACUCAACAUAGUGAGCUGGGAAAUAAAAAUCAGUGAAUCAGUGAAAGCGCUGAGAUGGCGCUAUAGAGCCGCUACAAAGUCCCUCCUUUACACCACAAAACAACAGCGGCAUCAUUCCACUCCAGUGUGUGAUUUUAGACAGUCUGCCAGCAUCGUGGACUCAAAAGAGGCAUGAGUAGCGUGACGUGAAACACAACAGCGUCUGCCGCUACUGUGACAUAUAACAUAUGUGUCUGCAGCACUUUAUAAACAAUAACAACGGCAUAACAUGACAACAACAGUCAUUCACCGUCCCUGUUACAUGGCGGUUGAUCUCGUCCUCUGCUCGGAGGGGAAGGAGCUCCCAGACCUCAUUGUUUUCCCAAUUGGCGAACAUUUAUGGCCACUGUUCUUUUUUGAGUUAGCUGCUAACUGCUAUCAGCUACUUAUAUAUCAGCCCAUGAUCCUGUCCUGCCAGCUGUCCCCUUUCUACAGACAUCUUUUUGAUGCUGUCACUACUUCCGAUGCCAGCUUAAAGGCGAGACAACUCUGUCCCCCCAUUCCAUGAUUGUACUUUUUAUACAGAACGGCGAGAUGGAUGUGAAAUUCCCUCCUUGAAGAGGCAGUGCAAAAGAGGCUACUGGAAGUAAAUAUCUGCUGUCAGUCAGCCUGGUUAGCCCAGUUCAGACCAAAGAUUCACAACAAGACAAGUUAAAAACAUGCAACCACUUGCAAUGUACCAUUCUGCAAUGUUCUAAAGACCUGCCGCAGCAAGCCAACACGCCGUCUGCGGUCAUUUUGACUUCACCAGCGGACUUCGCUACGACCCAAAUAGCUGUAGAAACAGGCGACCUGCUCUGCAUUCUAAAACCAGCCGUCAGCAAUUUGACCAGCUGAAUUGCAGGUGACACGAACAGCCGGCUUGAGUCGAGGUCAGACGGCCACUUCACACAGCUGCAACUUUUGUCUGCAACAUUCUGAAACGGUUUGGUCUCGUUGCGAAUCUUUGGUUUGAACUGGGCUUUAAAGGCAGUUUGACCAGCCGCUGUCGUCUCUGACAUACAGAGACACUGAAUGCAGGUCAGAGUUGGUGUGGAAUUAAAACUACUGUCUCCAUAGUGACAAUAGUAACACACCCAAUCAGACUGUGACAAAAUAUGGCGUCCACGACUUAAUAAAGUUCUCCAGGUGCGUGACGUCAUGGCAAAGUGUAGACAAAAUUUCAUUCAUGUCAUUUCUGUCGAGCGACACUCAUCCAAAGUGCCGAAUGCCUGACCAUAAAUCCAGCUUACGUCUCAAGAGCUGGAUGCUGCUCUUUUCUGUAUCCUCACACAAACCUCAGUGGACUGUUUUCAUACUGUAGAGAGAAGCUGUUUUUGGUAUAAAGAAUAUAAGAGGAAGCAUUAAUCGACCUGCUGACUGUAUGAAUGAAAUUAUUGAUAACUCCCACAUUCAGUUUUGACGUCAUGUUUUCUGAGACUAAUUUCUGUCACCUAUGUUGUUUAUAUUGAGAUGUAUUCAGAUCAUGUGUUCUGUUGAAGUCAUUUAUGUCUGAUCUGUUUUAUGCAAAUGAAAAUAAAACUCUACAGAUUACGUAAUUCCAGUUUGUUAAGCCUUACAGUGUAUCUGUAUCCUGUAUAAGGUCAGACAACACACUGCUUCCUUAACUCUGUAUGUUAACUUACGUGUUUCCGUUUUUAUCGACAGCUAGUUUGAUGCAUAUCUGUCCUGAAAUUAUUGUUUUCCGUUAUUAACUCAGUGAAAAUCAUCUGUAGUAGCACUUUAUGUUUUUGGUAGACACCACCCAUGACGUCCGUCUUUGCUGUAGUCUGUAAAGUAGCAGUAGUGAUUUGUGUUCUGGGUUGUUCACUCAGCGAUAUGCAUUUAAACCUGAUGUGUUACAAACAGUCGAGAUAAAAGCUAUUAGCCAUAUAAUGUACGUAUGAGAGUAACCUGUAAAUAUUGUAUUUCUUUUUUUAAUUGCAGUACAUUUUCUUUGUGGGUGUGAUUUUUGAAACACUGGUUGUCCUGUUGCUUCAGUUGAAUUAAAAAUGUAAAAGAAAUAAUGUGGCCUUUAAAAUCAAUAAAACGUCAUGUGUUUAUGAA